Molecule: messenger RNA, 1659 nt
Organism: Kogia breviceps (pygmy sperm whale)
Lineage: Eukaryota; Metazoa; Chordata; Mammalia; Artiodactyla; Physeteridae
Gene: ARHGAP15
Product: Rho GTPase activating protein 15
Biological process (GO): signal transduction; regulation of GTPase activity
Cellular component (GO): cytoplasm
Source: RefSeq, a predicted model, not a curated record
AUUAACAGUUAGAAGUUGAUGGCAGUUUCAAUAACAAGUCAGCACUGAGGAAAGGAUAACAUUGUAAUAUGCAGAAGUCUACAAAUUCUGAUACCUCUGUGGAAACACUGAAUCCCACCCGCCAAGGCACUGGAGCUGUGCAAAUGAGAAUCAAAAAUGCCAACAGCCACCACGGCAGGCUGAGCCAAAGUAAAUCCAUGAUCCUCACCGAUGUUGGGAAGGUCACUGAACCUGUAUCCCGGCACAGAAGGAAUCAUUCACAGCAUGUCUUGAAAGAUGUCAUUCCUCCACUGGAACAAUUGAUGGUUGAAAAAGAAGGUUAUCUUCAAAAAGCUAAAAUUGCAGAUGGAGGAAAGAAACUAAGGAAAAACUGGUCUACUUCCUGGAUUGUUCUUUCUAGUCGAAAAAUUGAAUUUUACAAAGAAUCCAAGCAGCAGGCUCUGUCUAAUAUGAAAACUGGGCACAAACCAGAAAGUGUGGAUUUGUGUGGGGCAUAUAUUGAAUGGGCCAAAGAAAAAUCAAGCAGAAAGAAUGUCUUUCAGAUCACAACAGUAUCAGGAAAUGAGUUCCUUCUGCAGUCAGAUAUUGACUUCAUCAUAUUGGAUUGGUUCAACGCUAUCAAAAAUGCAAUUGACAGAUUGCCAAAGGAUCCAAGUAGUCCUUCAAGAAACCUGGAAUUAUUUAAAAUUCAGAGAUCCUCCAGUACUGAACUACUAAGUCAAUAUGAUAGUGAUAUUAAAGAACAGAAACCAGAGAACAGGAAAUCUUUAAUGUUCAGACUGCAUCACAGUGCUUCUGAUACAAGUGACAAAAACCGAGUUAAAAGCAGAUUAAAGAAGUUUAUUACCCGAAGACCUUCCCUGAAAACUCUGCAAGAAAAAGGACUUAUUAAAGAUCAAAUUUUUGGCUCUCAUCUGCACACAGUGUGUGAACGUGAAAAUUCCACAGUUCCGCGGUUUGUAAAGCAGUGCAUUGAAGCUGUCGAAAAAAGAGGUCUAGAUGUUGAUGGAAUAUAUCGAGUUAGUGGCAAUCUAGCAACAAUACAGAAGUUAAGAUUUAUUGUCAACCAAGAAGAGGAGCUGAAUUUGGACGACAGCCAGUGGGAGGACAUCCACGUUGUCACCGGAGCACUGAAGAUGUUUUUCCGGGAGCUGCCAGAGCCACUCUUCCCUUACAGCUUCUUUGAGCGGUUUGUGGAGGCGAUCAAAAAGCAAGACAAUAACACAAGAAUUGAAGCUAUAAAGUCUCUUGUACAAAAACUCCCUCCACCAAAUCGUGACACCAUGAAAGUCCUCUUUGGACACCUAACUAAGAUAGUGGCCAAAGCAUCCAAGAACCUCAUGUCCACACAAAGCCUAGGGAUUGUAUUUGGACCCACCCUUCUGCGAGCUGAAAACGAGACGGGGAACAUGGCGGUGCACAUGGUGUACCAGAACCAGAUCGCCGAGCUCAUGCUGAGCGAGUACAGUAAGAUCUUUGGCUCGGAGGAAGACUGACAGACAAGACGAGUUACUGAGUAUGUUCACAUCUGUCUCGAUGCCUAAUAUUUUUACAUUUCUGUAAACAUAUUUCUGAAAUAUUUUUUUCCUUUCAAGCGACAGAUGCUUCAUUUUGUGAAAACUUAAUGAUGAUUUUGUGUUUAAGUUCCAAACAUUUGAA